Menidia menidia (Atlantic silverside) is the source of this 1668-nucleotide messenger RNA. NCBI's taxonomy places the organism in Eukaryota, Metazoa, Chordata, Actinopteri, Atheriniformes, Atherinopsidae. The record is from the annotation of a GenBank genome assembly.
AUGGCCGAGUCAGAGACUGAAUGUGACACACCCGGCCUUGACACGCUUGGGUCGGAGUGUGUCAUAGCCCACAGUCAUGUCGACCUUCACUAUGGAGCAGAAACGGAGAUCAUGACAGAGGAAAAGCGUGGAUUAGAGCUGGAGAUCCAUGGUUCAGACUUAAAGAUCCAAGGCCUGGGGACAGAACUUGGUGCUGUUGCUUGUGUGGAUGCAAUUGUAGCUGAAACAGACCACGACUACAUAAAGGUGGAGCAUGGUGAUAUGCACUGUUUCACAGGAGCAGAAAUCAAGACCACCGGGAACGAGACCCUGCUGGGAGAGGUCCUGCUUAAGACGGAGAGCGAGCACAUGGUCAAAGUGGAGUCCGACCAUGGCGGGGAGCUGACGGUUGAGUCUGAGAAUGGUGUCAUCAUACACGAAGCUCACGGCCUGCAGUGCAACGAGUGCGGAGAGAUUUUUGGUAGCAUAGCCGAUCUUCACCAACACUUUGAGAUCCACAAGGACCUAAACCCGUACAUCUGCGUCCACUGUGGUGAGAGCUUUGCUGUAGAGGCCAGCCUCAAGCAGCAUAUGAAAAUCCACAUGAAGGAAAAGCCCUAUGUUCCUCCAGGAGUCGAGAUCAUGGGUAAAGAUGUUAUUGAUGCCUACAGCCUUAAGUCUCAUCAGAUGAUUCAUUUGCCAGAUAAGCCCCACAGAUGCUCAGAGUGUGGUAAGAGCUUUGCAGCCGCCAUCACCCUGAGAGAACACAUGAAGAUGCAUUCUGAGGACAAGCCAUAUAAGUGCACACAGUGCAGAAAGAGCUUUGUCCGCAGAAGGCAUCUGAAAAAGCACCAGGAGGUACACGCACGUGAGAAGCCAUAUACGUGUGGCCAGUGUGGCAAAGGCUUUGCUACAACCUCCAAUCUGAAACAGCACCAAAAGACCCACGCUGGAGUUGUGCUUGGAGAGAAGCCCCACCGGUGCACACAGUGUGGCAAGUGUUUUGCCGCUGCCGCCACGCUGAGGGAGCACCAGAGGGUCCACUCGGGCGAGAAGCCAUACAAAUGCAACAUGUGCAGGAAGAGUUUUGUGCGCAAACGCCACCUGAAGAAGCACCAGCAGGUCCACGCCGGAGGGAAGCCCUACACCUGCAGACAUUGCAACAAGGGCUUCAAUCACUCUUCCUCCCUGUCUCGUCACCACAAGACCCACCUGCAGAAUCCAGUGUUUUCCCCCCCUCAGCCUGGGAAACCCAUGUCUUUCGGCACCCCCCCGAAGCAGCGGGUGCACCAGCAGGGCGACAAACCAUACAUGUGUCACCACUGUGACAAGGGCUUCAAUCAUUCCUCGUCCCUGUCACGGCACCAAAGAGUCCACUCGGAAGGAAAGAGUUACACCUGUGGUCACUGUGGCAAACGAUUCAAUCACUCCUCGUCUCUCGCGAGGCACCAGAGAGUCCACCUGGACAACAAGCAGCAGCAGCAGCAGCAACAGCCGCCCCAGCAGCAGCCCCAGCAGUACAGCCCCAUUCCCAUCCCCAUCCCCACAGGAAAGGGCUUCCCCAACAACGUCUUUCCAAAACAGCACAUCCUGUCUGUUGAGAAACCAUACAGGUGCUCUCAGUGUGGAAAAGGCUUUAAUCAUUCAUCCUCCCUCUCUAGACAUCAUAGGACCCACGUGAAUCAGUGA